Messenger RNA from Westerdykella ornata, 1338 nucleotides. RefSeq lists its product as uncharacterized. NCBI's taxonomy places the organism in Eukaryota, Fungi, Ascomycota, Dothideomycetes, Pleosporales, Sporormiaceae. The transcript is spliced from 3 exons. The record is from RefSeq and is a predicted model, not a curated record. The coding region runs from base 1 to 1338 and encodes 445 amino acids. Gene Ontology annotation, cellular component: membrane. Gene Ontology annotation, biological process: polysaccharide biosynthetic process. Gene Ontology annotation, molecular function: acyltransferase activity, transferring groups other than amino-acyl groups.
AUGGCACCUCGCGAUGCCAACUGGAUAGACGGCCUUCGAGGCGUCGCCUCCUUCAUGGUCGUGUGCGGCCACCUCUGCACCGCUUUCGUCCCAUGGCUUCACUCACCCGCCAACGAACCAAAUACCCGACCGCACCUCUUCCAACUCCCCUUCUUCCGCCUCGCCGUCGGCGGCCGCAGCGCCGUAGCCCUCUUCUUCCUCAUAACCGGCUAUGUCAACUCGAUAGGGCCAAUUGGGAAGUCUCGCGCCGGGAACACAGACGCAGCCUUCCAGGGCAUCGCUCGCAGUGCUCUGGCACGAUCGGGGAGAUUGGUACUGCCCACCAUGCUGGCUACCUUCAUCAGUUGGUUCUUGGCGAAUACGGGCGCAUACCAUAUGACCAAGCACGUCGACUCGACUUGGAUCCGUCAGGGGUGGCAUCGCCAGGAACCUACAAUGUGGGCUGCAUUGAAGUCGCUGGUACGAGCCGAGGUGGAGACAUGGACGAUUGGAUGGGACGACUAUGAUGGCACACAAUGGACUCUGCAUCUCUUCCUCGAAGGAAGCAUGCUGGUAUACACCACGAUGCUGGCGACCAUCCUCGUCAAACCCAAAGCCCGCUUCAUCAUCUAUGCCGUCCUGUACUUUUAUUUCUGGCAGCAAGGCGAGGGCCUCGCCAUCGGCGCCCUCAAGGGCCUCAACAUCGUCACGGGCAUGUUCGUCGCCGAACUCCACAACCACUUCAAAGACACCGCGACCUCCACUCUCCCCACCCCGGUCCCCGCCCUCCUCAUCCUCCUCGGCCUCUUCCUCUCCAGCUACCCGCAAGACGCCCAACAAAACGCCCGCUGGUCGCACCUCAUGCAGCGCCUCAUGGAAUCCGUGACGGUCAAGGACGCCGACGUGCGCCGCUACUGGGACCACCUCGGCGCCUCGACCCUCCUCCUCGGCAUCUUCUUCUCCCGCACCGCCCGCAACAUCCUCACCUCCCCCGUCUUCAACUUCCUCGGCCGCGUCUCCUUCCCCGUCUACCUCCUGCAUAAUACACUAAUGAAGUCCGUCCUCACAUGGAUGGUUUAUCUGCCCUCGGCCAUGAAUCCGCCGCGUAAUGAGAAGGGCGAGCAGAUGGAUCUGAGGCGCGGGUCGACACUGCACGUCGUUAUUGCUAUCGGAGUGUUUUAUUAUCUCCUGUAUAAGUUGGCGAGUCUCUGGGUGCAGUACGUCGAUCCCGUUUGCGCAAAGAUUGUCAAUGCCGCGACGAGGUGGGCGUAUGGCGAGGGGACCGCGCCGGCGAUGCAGAAUGGAGGGCCGAUGAUGAGGAAGGGGAGUGCGGAGAAGGGGGGUGUGUUGCCGGCUUAG